UUUAUUUAUUUAUUUAUGAAUCAGCCUUAAUUUUAGGCACUCCCUUCAUAUGAUAAUUUGGAUAUGAUAAGGAAGACCUUUCCACCAUUGGAACAUAUAAAUUUUGAACAUGAAUUUAAGAAUUUGGAUAAAAGCAAAUAUUUCAUCAUUCGUACUUAAGGUGAAGAUAAUGUGCAUAGAGCCAUGAAAUAUGGUAUAUGGACCAGCUCUUCUCGAAAGAAUGAACGUUUGAAUGAAGCAUUUUCAUAGGGAGAUGUUUAUCUCUUUUUUACUGAAAUAAACAGUCUUUGCUUUAGUGGGAUGGCCAAAUUGACUACAGGAUUUGAUUCUAAAUCGCAUUUUAAAUAUUGGUUAAUUGAAAACAAAUGGUUUGGCUUAUUCUAAAUAAAAUGGUUAUAUGUAAAGGAUCUUCCUUUUAAAUUAUUUGAGAAUAUCAAACAAAUCCAAAAAUUUGAAGGAAGUGACGAAACAGUUAAAUCAGUUUAUGAUUUGAUCGAUUGCACUGAGUUAACUUUAGAGAACGGAAUCAAAAUGAUUGAGAUUUUUAAGAACGAGGAAUCCAAGAAAAGUUUAUUCGAAGACUUUUCCUAAUUAGAUAAAUUAGAAAAUCAAAGUAGAUAAUAAAGAGAUUCCAAUCCAAAUUUUGAAAAGAAGUUUCAAGAAUUAAGAGCAGUGUUUGAAACAAUCCCCUAUUCAUUUUCUGCUGCAUCAUAUGAGAGAAGACAACAACGUAAACCACAAUAUGGAUAUUACAAUUAUGGGUAUUAUCAAUAACCUUAAUAUUGGUAAUCAAAUAGUGGAUUCUAUUAAUAAGAAUAAUACUAACAAUAUCCAUAUUAAUAAUAUCAAAACAAAUAUUAAGAUUAAACUGAUUAAAAAUACAAUAAGAAAGAGACUUAACAGGCUGUUAAUUUAGAGGAUAAAUUUGAGAUGUAAUAAAAUAGGAAAUAUAAAUAUGAUAAGAAGAAAAGAUUCAAUAAUCGUAAUAACUAAUAGAUUGAGUAUGUUUAAAAGUAUCAAUAAGAAACAAUAGUAUAGUAAAACAUAUGA
Paramecium tetraurelia is the source of this 1050-nucleotide messenger RNA. RefSeq lists its product as uncharacterized. The transcript has 5 exons. The record is from RefSeq and is a predicted model, not a curated record. Gene Ontology annotation, molecular function: mRNA binding. NCBI's taxonomy places the organism in Eukaryota, Ciliophora, Oligohymenophorea, Peniculida, Parameciidae. Gene Ontology annotation, cellular component: cytoplasm. Gene Ontology annotation, biological process: mRNA destabilization.